AUGAAAAGAAUCACUACAAACUUUGGGGAACCUUUGAGCGUUCAGUCCAAAAAACUAGUGAGUGAGGUACGGCUAAAAAUAACACAACCAAUCCAUCCAAAUUUCGACACCGACUUCAAUAUCUACAGAUUUAUUCUUAAUGCCGAAAGAAUGCAUAAGAAACAAUCUGAAGUCGUCGAUGCAGCGGCGAAGGCUCUCAACAAUCAUUUGAAAAUAAGGAAAGCCAUGAAACUGGACAGUCUUCCUCAUCUACCUUUUGAGGAUAACCCCGUUUUCGCUAAAAAGCUGUUGCCAAUGGGGAAAGUUCAAAAUCUCACCGACAGCAGUAAUCGCUUACUGUGGUAUGCGGAGUACGCAACCAUCAACGUUGAAGCUUUAUCAAGGAGUAUCCCUAGUUCCCAGUCAAUUAGAUGCCAAUUUAUCCAAUUUGAACACAUAUUGCGAUUAGUCAAUGCACAGGAAGAAAAGACAGGCAGGCUAAGUGGAGUGCGGCACAUUGUCGACAUGACAGGUUACGAAAUUAACCCCUUCACUAUGUUGUUUGUCAGCAACGGAGCACUGACUUAUUACACACAGCUAUUUCAUUACGAAAACUAUCCAGAAAUGGUCUUCCCUAUUGAAAUGGUAAAUAUUGCAAAAUGGAUCCACGUCCCCUACAAAAUCGCUCGAGCAAUUAUGCCUGCCGGCUUUAGUGAAAGGUUCCGUCUACACGACUCAAACUUUUUAUCAACGUUGCAGAAGGAAAUCAAUAUAAGAAAUAUACCGGCAACUCUUGGAGGCAAAAAUGAGAGCAUAAUUUGUCUGCCGGCCGAAAAACCAGACUUUAGUAACGACCAAGUCGACCUUGAAUUUUUAAGUUCACUUGAAAGUUUUCAUAUAUCCCGAAAAAAGGCAAAGCAAUUCCAUAUAGAUGUCACAGAUGCAGGGAAAGUCAUUUCAUGGUAUUACACCACAGAAUGCGAAGCAUUUUUUGGAGUCUUCUAUGAGCCAUUUGAUGUCAUUCCACAAGGUAACAUGAUUAUCAAUGGAUCAAAGCAAGAAAAAGAGGUUAAUAUAGGAGAGUUGGAAAUGAUUUAUCCUUUUUUUAAAAUGGCUGCGAAAAAUAAACACGAAAGUGGCUCUGUUGAAUGUACUAAACCUGGAAGGUAUUGGUUUGUUUUUCGUGACGAAUCAUCUUGGCUUCAAAAAGAAAUCAGAAUCACCAUGCAGUUAUCAGAUGGAAGUCAAACCAGGCGGUAUCACAUUGACGGAACUUAUAGUCUUGCCAAACCGUUCAAAAUUUUUGAAAUGUAA
Messenger RNA from Enterobius vermicularis (human pinworm), 1293 nucleotides. The record is from the annotation of a GenBank genome assembly. Lineage: Eukaryota; Metazoa; Nematoda; Chromadorea; Rhabditida; Oxyuridae.